AGCUCUGGUGCAGCCAGAGAGGAGAGGACCAUCUGAAUAAUUUUCAGUCAGCGAAGGCACAUUCGUCUGUUUGCGUGUGUGUGUGAGUGAGAGAGAGAGAGAGAGAGAGAGAGAGAGAGAGAGAGAGAGAGGGAGAUGGAGAUGGAGAGGGAGGGGAUUCGGGGAUCGGAGUUCCUGCGCUGCAUCUCUUCUAGGUUCACCAAUGCGCGUUGUGGUAGAGUUAUUCUAUUCACCUGUGCACGAUCAGGAAUACGUUUGUAUUACAAACUUUUCAUAUAUUUUUUGUCAUCAUCACCUCUAGUGGUAGCCAACACGGAAAGAGCUCAACUUUUAUAACUUACGACCUGCCAAUACGAGGUGCCAAUUACUCCACCCCUGUGGUGAAGAAGCAAGCUUCCCCGUCGCCAUUGACCCUCAAUCUACCCCCAAUGUCAACCCUCUAUCUCCAAAGUGGAGGGAAUUACCACAGCUUUUGUCUACAAUCAAGACCAAUGAACAGCAGCACCACUCCAAUACCCAGAGCUUGACUUUUUCCCUUUUCUUCAAUCCAAGUACUCUCUUCUUCAGGGUUGUAUCCACGGUCUUCUUCUUUUUCUUUUUGGCAAAACAUUGGUUCAGGAGGACAGUGGGGAUCAGGCCCUGAGGGUUUUGACAUUUCUCCGCUGUGUGAUUUUUCUCUCUCCUGGUCUUGUUGCUUGUUGGAGGGGGCCUAAAUGAGGUGGUGUGGCUCAGGAAGUGUGUGGAGAGCAGGUGCUCUCCUGGCACUGCUGCUUCCCCUCUGGGAGCUGGGCUGCUGGGGGUUGAUCGCCGCCUCUGGGGCCUCUGGGACACAGAACCAGGCCCAGCACACUGCUGGAGGCCCAUGGGAGCUGCUUCGCAGGCACAAACGCAGCUGGGUAUGGAACCAAUUCUUUGUCCUGGAGGAGUACACAGGUGAAGAACCGCUGUAUGUUGGCAAGCUCCACUCGGACGUAGACAAAGGGGACGGAAAAGUGAAGUACGUGCUCUCCGGGGAGGGCUCCACCUCCAUCUUCACCAUCGACGAGAACACGGGGGACAUCCACGCCACUAAGCGUUUGGACCGGGAGGAGCAGGCCUAUUACACCCUGCAGGCCCAGGCCGUGGACCGGCUCACUAACAUCCCUGUGGAGCCCAGGUCAGAGUUUGUUGUCAAGGUCCAGGACAUCAAUGACAACGAGCCCAAGUUUCUGGAUGGACCCUACAUGGCCGGGGUACCAGAGAUGUCAGCACUGGGAACAACGGUGGUCCAAGUGGCGGCCACAGAUGCAGAUGACCCCACAUAUGGGAACAGUGCCAGGGUGGUCUACAGCAUCAUCAGCGGACAGCCUUACUUCUCAGUCGACCCAAAAACAGGCGUCGUCCGGACGGCACUGCCCAACAUGGACCGAGAGGUGAAGGACCAGUACGUGUUGGUCAUCCAGGCUAAAGACAUGGUGGGCCAGAUGGGCGGCCUCUCCGGCACUACCUCUGUCACGGUCACCCUCACUGACGUCAAUGACAACCCGCCACGCUUCUCUCGUAAGAACUAUCAGUACAUGGUGCUGGAGUCCUUGCCCGUGGCGUCCGUGGUGGCCAGGGUCAAGGCUCUGGACAAUGACAUAGGCCCCAAUGCAGAGAUGGAGUAUAGGAUCAUGGAGGACGGACCUGGGGUGUUCAACAUCACCACAGACGAGGACACGCAAGAGGGCGUCAUCAUCCUUCAAAAGCCUUUAGACUUUGAGACCAAGAACAGCUUUAACCUGCGAAUUGAAGCCACCAAUCGGAAUAUCGACCCUGCGUUUGUGCACCUGGGUUCGUUCAGCGACACCACGUCGGUCAAGGUGACGGUGGAGGACGUGAACGAGCCGCCUGUGUUCUCCACACAGCUUAGCAAGAUGGUGGUCUCCGAGGACGCCAGAGUGGGCCUCUCCAUCGGGAGGGUCUCCGCUCACGACCCUGACUCCUCCAACAGUGCCAUCAGGUACUCCAUAGACAGAAACACAGACCUGGAGCGUUUCUUCAACGUGGAUGCUCUGAGUGGGGUCAUAAGCACAGCCAAACCCCUGGAUCGAGAGGUCAACUCUGUCCACAACCUCACUAUCCUUGCUAUGGAAAGCCAUGAUCCAACCCAGGUUGGAAAAGGUUUUGCUGUCAUUACAGUGCUGGACAUCAAUGACAACCCUCCGGUAUUUGCCAUCGAGUAUGAGACCCUCUUGUGUGAGAAUGCCGCUCCUGGACAGGUCAUCCAAACUAUCAGCGCUGUGGACAAGGAUGAGCCUCCCAGUGGUCAUCGCUUUUACUUUGCCCUGCCUCCAUCUGUGGCCGGCAACUCCAACUUCACUCUCCGAGACAACAAAGACAACACGGCGUCCAUCGUAACGAAACGUGGAGGAUUCCGAAGACGGGAGCAGGUGCUGUACCGACUGCCCGUGUUGAUCGUAGACAGUGGAAGCCCCGCGCUCAGUAGCACCAACACCCUAUCAGUGAGCGUGUGUGACUGUGACUCGGACGGCGUAGCCCAAUCAUGUGGGGCGGUGGCGUACACACUUCCUGCUGGCCUCAGUACAGGGGCCCUUGUCGCUAUUCUGGGCUGCAUCAUUACACUCCUGGUGAUGGUGCUGCUGAUUGUGUCGAUGCGUCGGAGGAAGAAGGAGCCCUUGAUCCUGGAGGAGGAGAGGGACGUGAGGGAGAACAUCGUCCGCUACGACGAUGAAGGUGGAGGAGAGGAGGACACUGAGGCCUUCGACAUGGUGGCCCUCCGCAACCUCAACGUCAUCAGAGACCCCAAGGUCCGACGAGACGUCACCCCUGACACCCCCACCUUCUUCCCCUACCCGAGAUCCUCCUCCUCGGUUCCCGUCUACAAGACCCUGCCGGACAACGUGGUGUUCCGAGAGUUCAUUUGGGACCGUCUGAAGGACGCAGAUGUUGAUCCAUCAGCUCCGCCGUAUGACUCUUUGCAGACGUACGCCUUUGAGGGGAAUGGUUCUGUAGCUGAGUCGUUAAGCUCCCUGGAGUCACUAAGUACAGACUCAGAGCAGAACUACGACUAUCUCAGCAACUGGGGGCCACGCUUCAAAAAGCUAGCCGACCUGUACGGCGACGGCAAAAGCGUGUUCUCAUAGCCAACAUUUUCCCGAACUUAUACAAAAAUCAACAAUAGUAAUGUAUUGUAAUAAAAAAAUAUAAUUAACAACUAGUCUGCCAAAGUGCAGGGUGCGAGAGUCUGAGAACAAAAGUAAGAAACGAAAAAAUUCUUGACUUAAAAGGUUUGGUUUGUUUACUUGCCUUGGAUUUUGGAUUUUCAAAAAGGGUGACUUGGCAAGUUUUGACAUGUAACUUCAAAAGUGACUUGACUGAGAAGGAAACCUUGUGAGCAAAGACAUUAAAAGGUUUCAAAGUUGGGCUGGGGUCCAGCAAUCGACUGUGUACGUGGUAGGCUACAGUAUAUUUAUGUGGAGGCACCUGUUCUCUCAUUCCUGUGAUGGGCACAGACCCAGCAGUCUUGUUUUGAUGCAUUCCCUUGCUCUUUUUGUUAAAAAAAAAUACACUUUCUCCUAAAGUGCUCGGUCCCCGGCAGUAGAGUAGUCACUCAACUAUUCAUUUGAAAGUCGUCAAGAGUGUCAAUGUUUUGUUUUUGUUUGGUGUUUUUCAGAUUACGAUGGAAAAACUCUUAUUAAGUCACAGACUCGCGGAGAAAAAACAAACCAAGAGAAAUCAGUCAGUCAUAUCCUUCAGUGCUAUUUGUGACAAGUAGUCAAGUGUACAGAUCGGUUGAAGAGGAACCACUACUGUUAAAUUCUUGAGAGUUUUGAAAUCUGACCUCGUGUCUACAAGAAAUUGUGUGUACUGUGGUCUGAGAAAAGUAAUGCAACUGAUCUGUGUGUAUCCUUCGAUAGGUACAGGAAAGUGUUUUCUUUCUCCUCUUAACAUAACGUUUUACAGAUGUUACUAUGUGGUGUUUGCCUUUUGAGUCUAUUUUCCUUAGGCCUGACUCUUUCUAUUUGCCAAGUCCAAUUUUAUGUAAUACUGAUGUAAUAACAAUGAUGUAACAUUAUGGUUGAGAUGGAAAAUACAUAUCCGGAUUGAACCUUCAAAUAAAGUAUUUUCCAUUAUUUGCAAAGGAAUUUGGAAUUCACGGUCCAACAUUUACUCUUGCCCAAAGGAAUUCAGUUGACGUUGUGUUGGACCGUGGAAGAUACUUGCAACUUAGACUUGAAUAAAGUGAAGGCUUGUUUGAAUGGAUUUUUGUGCUGGGCUGAGAUGGGUCAAACACAUAGCUGCAGGAAGAUAUUUAGGGGUGCUGCGAUUUAUUUAUUUUUCGCAGAGGGGGGUGGGGGCAUAAUGUUUUUGUGCACGCUAUAGACGGCUAUAUCAGUCCAUUAAUACAGGACUAGUAAAGACCCAGUGCAUUCAUUACUUUUGUGAGAGACUUAAAAAAAUAAUAUUUGUAUUAAUAUAUUCUUUUUAGUCCGAUUUUUAUUUUUUAUUUUUUUAUGCUGCAGCACCCUCAGCAUCCUACUUCCAGCGGCUAUGGUUACAUAACAGCAACAACAACAAGUAUUUCCUGUUGCUCACAGUAACUGCAGUAAAUCAGCUUGUCCCAAAAUUAUUCUGCAGAAUGGUGCACAUUUUGUUCAUUGAUUAUAAAGGACACACUGUAUGGCGAGAAUACGGGGGGCAAAGGGAGCAUUUUCUUUCAAACAAAAUGCCUUUUGAACUGUUCCCAUUGGAAGUCAACAUGUUAAUCAAAAAAAGUAUUCUUAUUUAUUUUGAAGAAGCAGAAUUAUAUGAUGGUGGCAGAUGUUUUUAUCCUUUUUGCUGACAAUAAAAAGGACAUUCAGUUCCUCAAAAGACU
Salvelinus fontinalis (brook trout) is the source of this 4858-nucleotide messenger RNA. RefSeq names its product cadherin-7-like. Gene Ontology annotation, cellular component: catenin complex; adherens junction; plasma membrane. Gene Ontology annotation, biological process: calcium-dependent cell-cell adhesion; cell-cell junction assembly; multicellular organism development. Bases 714 to 3125 code for a protein of 803 amino acids. The transcript has 12 exons. NCBI's taxonomy places the organism in Eukaryota, Metazoa, Chordata, Actinopteri, Salmoniformes, Salmonidae. Gene Ontology annotation, molecular function: calcium ion binding; cadherin binding. The record is from RefSeq and is a predicted model, not a curated record.